AUGCCUUCCCGAAAUUGCGUCGCCCAGUUGGAGCACCAACACCAAGUCUGUGACGAAUACGACGACGACAACGACGACAACAACCACCCAGCGGCGGGCGAGCGUUAUUUUUCAAAAGGCACCGCGCUGUACAUUAUUUCAGAGCAUGACUACGGCAGGCAGCGCUCGCUGAUUCCGCUCCCGGCCUCUCGCGUCUGCGCCCAGCGAACAAAGUCGACGUCUGCGUACCUUCUUCCUCACCGCAUUGGGGCCCCAGUCCCCGUCCGCCCGCUUGCUCAGCGCCAGCCACGCUCGCUCAUGGCCACGCUUGCAUACGCCCAGGGCAUGCAGCCCACACAGCACCACAUGGCCUCCUCGUACGAGCUGGAGCCGCCCGACCUCACCAACUCCAAGUCGAGCAAGUCGUCCAGCUUCCACUCGGAGACGCUCUCCGACUACAUGGGGCCGAGCGACCUCUCGCACUUUGAGGAGAUCAAUCUCGACGACGUCAGCAGCGGUCCCAAUGCCUUCCCCAUGGCCACGAGCCCCGACCACCGCGUCGUCUACGAGGCCCGCAGCAUCUCUUCAUCGUCGCUGUCAAGCAUCCGGAGCACUCCGCUGCCGCACCCAGCCCAGCACUCGUUCCGCGACCUGACAGGCAGAAAGCCACAGUAUCCGAGUCUGACGGGCCACGUCAACCAUGCCGUGCGCCAGCCGCCGCCGCUGCCGCCGCCGCAGCAGCAGCUGGCACCCGGAAAGAUGCGGAGGGGGUUCACGUCGCCAUCAGCACCCUCGCUCCAGACCAUGAACCUGAACCUGGCAGCACCGCGACACGCCUCCCGCUCGCCCUCUCCGUCGAGUGCACACACAUCGGCACCACGCACACUCUCGCAAAUGAGCUCGCGGACACUAGACGUCUUGCCUUCGCCCUCGGUUAAUGCCCGGAGGCAGUCGUGGCAGGACGCAAAGCGCAAGACAGUGAAGGAGAGGGAGGCAGAGUGCGACGACGAGGACGACGAACUGCCCGAGGACGCUGUCAUCUGGAACAUUCCCAUCUCACCGCGCCCCGCUCAGGAGCGAUCACCAGCCCCGUCAACUAGCGGCAGCCCCCCACAGCCCUCCCCGGCCGCCAGUGCAGCCAGUGCGGGCCUUUCGUCGGCGAGGACAUCGCCAGCCCCGAACUCACGCUCUCCACAACCGCCAUCACCACACCCCUUAAAUAGAACAGAAUCACCGCCCACACUAGAAAGACAGCGGACGUACACAUGGCAGGAUGCCUACGGAUCUCUCGACCCGGAUGCGAAGACAAUGACGGAGAAGCUGGAGGAAUAUCAGGUGGAAUUCGAGCGGAAGCAGGAGGUCAAGCGCCAGCAGCCGGGACUUGCAAGAUCGACCUCCCUAAAUCAGCCUAAGCCCAAGACGAAGAAGACCACAUUACCACCCAUCCGCAAGAGUGACCCUCUGAUCGACCCGUUCCAGCCAUCCGCUGAGAAGCAAAAGUACCUCUCGCGCACUCGCCCUUCGUGGUUACCACCCAAGAACCCGAAGGAGGAGAAAAAGCACCUCAAAGAGUACCAGCGGAUGCUGGCGCGGAUCGAAGAAGCUGAACGCCUCGAAGCCCAGCGCGCUCAAGACGAGACCCUUGCACGCGAGAAGGCCACUCGCAUAAAAGCAGAGUACUGGUCGAAUCUGCUACUUCCCAACUGGGCCACUGAAAUGACGAAGCCUGAGCUCCUAGCUUCACACCGGAAAAUGUGGUGGAACGGCGUUCCUCCACGGUUAAGAGGGCAGGUCUGGUCAAAGGCAGUAGGAAACGACCUCGAAGUCACAGAAGGCACCUUCAAGAUCGCACUCGAGAAAGCACAGAAAGAGAUUGCGCAACUAGGCACCGAGGCACUGGGCGGCCGCUACGCACAAAUCCUCGAAAACACGCGCUCUGUCUUCCCUGAGCUGAAGAUGUUCGCCGCUCCCUCCUCCUCAGCCGCAAACGACGAGCAACCACUGCAUCAAGACCUGGUCAAUGUGUGCCUGGCGUACGCAACCUAUCGCCCCGACAUCUCUCACAAAGAGAACGGAAUUCACCACAUCGCGGCACUGCUCCUGCUCAAUCUUCCCACCCCAAACACUUUCAUCGUGUUGUCGAAUCUGCUCAACAGACCCCUUCCGCUCUCCUUUCUUGUCCAGGACCCAAAUGCUAUCCAUGCUGCAUACUCCACCACGCUUCACGCCCUCUCCAAGAAGUCACCCAGCCUCACAAAGCGAUUGGAAGACCUUCGCGUGGAGCCGAGAGACUACCUCUACCACAUGUUCAGCAGCCUGUUCUGCGGGCGGCUGGGCGUCGAGCACGCAGCCCGCGUCAUGGACGUGUACGCCAUUGAGAGCGACAAGAUCCCUCCGCGCGUCGCUGUGGCGAUCAUGCUGGUGCUUGAGGGCAGCUGCAUGGAAGGCGAGAAGGGCGCUGUGGAGAAAGUGCUGGGCGAGAAGAAGGUAGCCCUGAGUGUCGACGAAUUCAUGGCCAAGGUGUAUGAGGCGGGCAAGAUGAGCUCGUCGCCGACGCCUUGA
Ascochyta rabiei is the source of this 2541-nucleotide messenger RNA. RefSeq lists its product as uncharacterized. Gene Ontology annotation, biological process: activation of GTPase activity. Bases 1 to 2541 code for a protein of 846 amino acids. The record is from RefSeq and is a predicted model, not a curated record. The transcript is spliced from 2 exons. Gene Ontology annotation, molecular function: GTPase activator activity. Lineage: Eukaryota; Fungi; Ascomycota; Dothideomycetes; Pleosporales; Didymellaceae.